Messenger RNA from Aphis gossypii (cotton aphid), 867 nucleotides. Its product is annotated as putative nuclease HARBI1. The coding region runs from base 1 to 867 and encodes 288 amino acids. The record is from RefSeq and is a predicted model, not a curated record. NCBI's taxonomy places the organism in Eukaryota, Metazoa, Arthropoda, Insecta, Hemiptera, Aphididae. The transcript has 7 exons.
AUGAGUAAAUCCUUUUUUGGCUUUGUCAAAACUUACAAAUUGAGUAAAAAUUUGACAAAUUAUUUAAUCGAGUUAGUCACUCCAUUUAUAGAACCGCCAAAGCGUUCGUCGGCAUUGAGUGUUCAAGAUAAGGUUUUAAUCACAUUGCAAUUUUUUGGUACUGGAUCGUAUCAAUUAUUUACUUGUAAUAGUAGAUAUAGUGCUGCAUGUCAGUCUUCUGUAUCACGCAACAUUAGUGAAGUAACUAAUGCACUUAAUCAACCAACUAUUUUAAAUAGUUGGGUUAAAUUUCCCAAAAACAUUGAUGAAUAUAAGCAAGUUACGAAAAGAUUUUACAUGAAAACAGGAUUUCCCGGAGUUUGUGGGUGCAUAGAUUGCACUCGUAUUGCUAUUGUAGCUCCAUCAGGAAAUCUAGGAGCAGAAAAUAAUUAUCCUGAACAUAUUUAUGUAAAUAGAAAAAAUUAUCAUUCAAUAAAUACCCAAUUAAUUAGUGUUGCCAAUUUAAAAAUAUUAAGAGUGAAUGCACUGUAUCUCGGUAGUACACACGACAGCCACAUUUGGAACAAUUGCAAUGUACUACCGAUAGUUCAAGAAUUAAGCAGACGCAAUCAAUGUUUCUAUCUUCUGGGUGAUUCUGGGUAUGCUCUUAGACCAUGGCUAUUAAUACCGAUCCAAAAUCCGGUAAAUGAAGAAGAGCUAUAUAAUACCAAGCAAAUGCGGGCUAGGAGUUUAAUAGAAAGAUGCAAUGGAUUAUUGAAGAUGAGAUUCAGGUGCUUAUUGAUACACAGAGUGCUCCAUUAUGCACCUGAAAAAGCUACAGCAAUAAUAAAUGCUUGUGUGGUACUGCACAAUAUGUACAUAACAUAA